AAUGAACCGACCAAAGAAAGAAAAACAAUAAUACAGAGAAAAUGGGUAAGCUCCUCCUCACCUUCUUCACCGUACUCGCCGUCGCCAUCGCCGUCGCCGUCUCCGGCGUCUCAGCCGCCGGAGAUUUCGCGAGAACGGUAGAUCGGAAACUCCUCGGCCUGAACAAGAAAGAGAAACUGACCCAUUUCAGAGUGUAUUGGCACGACAUCCUCAGUGGUCGGAACCCUACCUCCGUCAUGAUCCGACCACCUGUUUUGAACACCACCUUCUUCGGAUCCAUCAACAUGAUCGACAAUCCCCUCACUUCGGACCAGCCCCUCAACUCCACGAUAGUGGGCCGAGCACAGGGGAUGUAUGCAGCGGCGUCGCAGCAGGGAUUAGGGUUUCUGAUGGCGAUGAACUUUGCGUUCACGACGGGAAAGUACAACGGAAGUACGAUAACGAUACUUGGUCGGAACACGGCCAUGUCCGAGGUUCGAGAGAUGCCCGUGGUCGGAGGGAGCGGUCUUUUCCGGUUCGCCCGAGGUUACGUCGAGGCUCGGACCAAGUGGCUCGAUUUCAAGACCGGUGACGCCACUGUCGAGUACAGUUGUUAUGUCUUGCAUUACUAACUAUUAGUAAAUCUCUUUUGAUUAAUAAUAUUGUAAUUUCCUUUUAAUAUUAUCAUUUGAAUUAACGUAAUAAGCAUAUAUAUAUAUAUAUUUGUAUUGGUGUUUUAUGUGUC
Tarenaya hassleriana is the source of this 724-nucleotide messenger RNA. RefSeq names its product dirigent protein 20-like. Lineage: Eukaryota; Viridiplantae; Streptophyta; Magnoliopsida; Brassicales; Cleomaceae. Bases 42 to 611 code for a protein of 189 amino acids. The transcript is spliced from 2 exons. The record is from RefSeq and is a predicted model, not a curated record.